This is a messenger RNA of Physcomitrium patens, 2097 nucleotides long. RefSeq lists its product as uncharacterized. The record is from RefSeq and is a predicted model, not a curated record. Lineage: Eukaryota; Viridiplantae; Streptophyta; Bryopsida; Funariales; Funariaceae.
CUCCUUCAUCGUCUUCUUCAUCUCCAUCUUCUUCUUGAGGCAAUUAUGUCAAGCACCCCCGGAGAAUCAUGUCAAAGACUGCAUGGAGUGUGCCCCACAUGGAUAGUCACAUUCAAAGAAGCUUUCCAGAUCCGGACUCUCCAAAUCUACAGUACCUGGGAAGAAAAAUAGCACCAGUCUUGCCAAGGUUUUUGCAACGAUGCGACGAUUGCGGUAGUUGGUGUGAGAUCCAGGAGUGAGAGAGCUCUAGUUUUUGAGUGACAUCCCCACAUCGGUAAUUCGUCGCUGAGCUUUGGGGUCUGUAGAUGCAACUGUAGAUGGGUUGCACUCUCCGGCAGUAGAUAUGUUUAGAGCUGGGAGUGAUUUCGGAGCUGGCCCAGAUGAUACACCUUGCGGCGCAGAUGUUGGAGGACCUGUUGACCACUGUAGCUGGCUGGGCAUGCAGGCUCCGGGGGGCACAUAGUUACCACCUGCAUCAUGACGCCAUAUAUGAUUGCAGCGUCAUUGCGUGCUGCUCAAGGCAGCGUGAGAGUUGGUGGGUGGCAGAUUCCUAGCUUCUUGACCUUCGUGCCGAGCCGCAUCGCCGUUUCCCUUCUUAUACAUGAUGUGCAACGGAGCCUGAUUAGAGUUCUUCCCUUGCCGACACCUUUUGGAAGUGAAGGCUUUUGGAAGUGUGGCGUAGCGACGCGAAGAACUUGGAUUGUGGGUGAAGUGGAACGGGUACGUUGUCAAGAUGGUUGAGGGGUUUCCAGACAAUCUGGGAGGAUGGAGCGUGGUUACAAUUUUCAAGGAGGGAUGGAGGCUUCUGUCAAGCUAUUUCCGUUUGCUGCAUCCGUUUAUCAUGGCCUUUCUCCUUCCGGUGGUGCUGCUUGAGCUUGUGCAGAUGCUUGGCUUCGCUUGGAUGAUCAGUCAUGGGUCCCAUCCGCAUCCGCAUCCGCAUCCUCAUCACCACUACCACCACAAUUCUCUUCAGCCGGGUCAUUUCCUUCAUCACCAUUUCCACCCUGAUCAAUUUUAUCACCACCAUUUCCACCAUCACUAUUCUGGGUUUCAGGGCUUCCAUAGUUCCUCGGAGGGAAGUGUUGGAUCAGAGGUCUACGCACCCACACCUGCACCCACACCUUGCCCCCAUCCUCAUCCCCCUCACCCUCAUCCCCCCGUAAUGAUGGGGCUUGCUGUAGCCAUCGUGAUGUGGCUGCUUAUAAGCCUUGCCAUGGCAGCCAUAUCCAAGAUAGUGGAAUAUAUCUACGCAAACGGCGAGGAGGACCCUUCCAUAAUCAAGUCCACUUUCAAGUCCCUUCCUGAGGCUCUCUUCCGACAAUUCGUCACUUUCCUUUGGCUUCUCUUGAUUACUGCAGUCACUGUUUUCGUGAUUUCAGUCCCGUUUCACCUGAUAUUGCGCUUCUUCAAGCAUUCCCUUAACGUCCACAUUGUUAUAAUCCUGAAGAAGGUGUUAGUUGGCAUCGUCCUAUUGGUUUUGGGAAUUGUUUUCCUUUUCGCUCAACUAAUUGCAGUCUUAGAGCCUGCUAAUUAUGGUCUAGCAGCUCUGAAGAAAAGUCCAAAUCUCUUCAAGACGAAGUUAGCACCUGCGCUAAUUUACGUACUGGCGGACCUCGUCGUUGCGGCUGCAUUCUCUAUUCUUGUCCAGUUCGCUGUAUUCUUUCCAGCAACUGGCAAGUUGCCAUUUUGGAUAGUGUGCAUUUUGGCUAUCCUCGUUGCUCUUCUAUAUUUGGCGUACAAGGUCUACUUUUUGCUUGUGGUCAUCGUAUUGUACUUCUCGAGUAAGUUGAAAUACGAUGCUGAAGAACAGUAUCUACCUGUUCACAGUGAAGAGGAUAACCCGUACACGCCCCUCGUAGUGCCAUCGGAAAAUUAAGAGACCUAUCCUGCAACAGCAAUGACGCCUGCUUCAUCCUCAAGCUGCAUAAUCAAAACUAGUCAAUUUCUGUCAGCUAGUGUGUUUUAAGUGUGGAAAGUGUGCAUUCAUGUAAAGCAUUGAACCCAUAUGUAACUAGCGUCCAGGAAAUCAGUUAAAAGGGACAUGGAAUAUGAAAAGACUCUGAAAAUAAAAAAAUUGUUCGUUUUCUUUUUCUUCUA